Pocillopora verrucosa is the source of this 2909-nucleotide messenger RNA. RefSeq names its product stAR-related lipid transfer protein 13. Lineage: Eukaryota; Metazoa; Cnidaria; Anthozoa; Scleractinia; Pocilloporidae. Gene Ontology annotation, biological process: regulation of Rho protein signal transduction; signal transduction; actin cytoskeleton organization. The record is from RefSeq and is a predicted model, not a curated record. Gene Ontology annotation, molecular function: lipid binding; GTPase activator activity.
UCAGUCGGUUGCCUCGCCAUCACGUACACAGACCUUCAAUUGGAUGAAACAGACAGUCACAGAUAAUUACAAGGUUCGUUGAAAAACGAAAACAUGAGUUCAAUUUGGUGCUUGUUUUUCACGCACAAAGUCCACCGAUUUAGUUCAAGAAGAUCUUACAACUUUGAGACAAAGCCUAAGAAAAGAAGAUUUAGCUUCUGGAAGUCAAAGAAAGCCAGUUCGUUCGGAGGAACGCCUUUUAUCACACAGCCGAUGAGUUACGUAGAAAUUCUGUCUCGUAUGGAGGCCUCAUCUCUCGAGGACAUUCUUUCAACCCCAAGCCCCGAGACGAACUCUCCUGCCGAGGAUGACAAGGAGGGGACUAGUUCUUCGUCACAAGGCGCUUUCACGUUCCCGGGAAGUGCGGACGAAAACGACAAUGAGGCCAUUCAGAAGCAAGCAAGCGAAACAGAAGACGAAUCUUCACGUCGCGCAGAACUAGAGGCCCUUGAGGCAUGUUACUGGCUAAAAGCAGCUGGAUUUCCACAAUAUGCACAGGCUUAUGAAGAUGGAAAGUUUCCCAUUGACACAGCAUCUGUCAUUAAAGAACAUCACUUCCUGGAUCAAGAUUCUAUUCAAUCUUUGUACAGGCGUCUUCAAACACUCAAUCGAUGUGCAAAAAUGAACCUCCACAUCAAGAAUGAUGGAGGUUACGAUUCUGAUGAAGAAGACUUGAUUGCAUUAAGUUCACGCUGGAAACUACAAAAUAAGAAUCGACGGUGGUCAAGUCGAAGAAAUGGUUCCCCUUCACUCAGCAAGGGAAAGGGUCCAGCUGGCUUAAGUAGCUCACAUAAUGGAAUAAACUCAUCUUUGAACAGUGUAUCAAACACAAGGCAAAGGUCAUUUCACAAGAAAGGCAAACUUGCUCCUGAGCAUUUGUCACCCAUAACACACUUGGAUUUAUGUAUAGCACAAGGAAGGAAAAGUGUAUAUGACAAUCUGUCUUCAACAUUAAGUGCCAGUACACCAUCAAUAUCAAAUGUUGGUAAAGACCUCAACAGGAAUGAUCAACUAAGAAACUCAGGCAGAACUCAAAAAAGAAUCCUUACUAGUAGUGAUUUGGGACUUGAAUCUUACAGUGCAUCAUCAAAUGAGGACCUUUCAGACUUUGAACGUGAUGAUGAAAUUGACGACUUGCCUGGGGAUUUGACAAUGUUAAAAUCAAUACGAAAUUCAGAGAGAAAAUGUAACAAUGAUGUGGCUCCAUCGUCAACAGCAACAAGGCCUAAAGUACGAUGGCAUAGCUUUGAAAAGACUUCAAGACCUGAAAUACGUGUCAUGUCUCCAAAGAUCUGUGACCUUACAGCAGGACAGCUAGCCGUUCUUAGAAAAUACUCACUUUUGAAACUAACAGCACUAAUGGAAAGACAUACUCACUCACACAGAGGAAUGUGGAAUUGGUCAUUUCCCCAUUUCUUAAAGAAGCUCAAGUCACCAGAUUAUAGAGACAGGAAUGUGUUUGGCGUUCCCCUCUCAGUUGUACUUCAGCGCUCUGGUCAACCUCUUCCACAAUCUAUUCUCUUUGCAAUCAACUAUCUACAAAGAUCAGCUGUGGAUGCUGUUGGCAUAUUCAGAAAAUCAGGUGGUAAACAGAGAAUAAAUCACCUGAAGGAAAUGAUUGAAGGAGAUCCAGAUAAUACUGACUUUGAGGGCUUGUCACCAUAUGACAUGGCAGACAUGUUGAAGCAGUAUUUUAGAGAACUUCCAGAACCUAUCUUGACAUCUAAACUGGCUGAAACAUUCAUAACAAUUUUCUCAAGCAUUCCCCCUGAAUCAAGAAUGGAAGCAAUGCAGGCUGCCAUUCUCCUCAUGCCUGACCCAAACAGAGAAGCACUCCAGACAUUAUUGUUGUUCCUAAAUGAGGUGGCUGCCAAUUCUGAAACAAAUCAAAUGAAUGAGAAGAAUCUUGGAGUAUGCUUUGCUCCUUCUCUGUUCCACUUGUGCGGUACAAAGGAAGAUCCGUCUUCUCCAAAGCGACAGAAGCGAACACCUAUGAACAAGGCUUCAAAGGAACUCACUGAUAAUCUGGCCGCCCAUGAGUGUUUAGCUAAGAUGAUUACAGAAGUGGAUAAGCUCUUCUCGAUUCCCGAAGACACGGUGAAGAACAGUCGGUUUUCGUAUAUCGAGCAAGGCGAACCUGUUUCUCUAGAAAAACUUGGAAAGAGUAAAUCCAGUCCUGAAAGUGAUUAUCAGACGUACAUCGAAUCUUGUAUCGCUGGAUUACUUAAGGAAGCAAAAGACAAAUUUAAGGGGUGGGUGUCUCACCCGUGGUACGACAGCUCAGUAGAGAUCUCUUACAAGAAAGUGAAAGAUGGUUACCCUCUCCGAUUGUGGAGAUGCGUUGUGGAAGUCAAUGCCAAGCCAGAGGAUAUCAUAAGAAGAAUUCUCUACGAAAGGCAUCUCUGGGACGAAGACUUGGAAACUUGGGAUAUGGUGGAGAAAAUUGACGAUCACACAGAUGUGUUCUUUUACACCACCAAGUCUAUGAUCCUUCAACCAAAACGACAACACGUAGUGCUAAGGGCAUGGACGGACCUCGAUAAGGGUGUUUGUGCACUGGUCUCCACAUCUAUCAAUCAUCCACGGGCCCCUCCUAGCAAUGGAGUACCUUCAAUUGUAUUGGCGUCAAGAUAUCUAGUGGAGCCUCUAGAGAAUGGCAAAUCACGACUAACUUACAUAAGCCGAGUAGACCAGAGGGGUAGAACUCCAGAGUACUACAGCAAAGCCAUCGGACCAUUUUUAGCUUCGUUAGUGGCCAAAGUACGGAACACUUUCCAAUACGGAUCAGAGGGCCCGGAAACCAAAGUAUAGCAAACCUCGUGUCUACGUACCAAAGUACUAAAGGAACGAAGAGUGCCAUUGCCAUAGAU